Lactuca sativa (garden lettuce) is the source of this 1491-nucleotide messenger RNA. Its product is annotated as leucine-rich repeat extensin-like protein 7. NCBI's taxonomy places the organism in Eukaryota, Viridiplantae, Streptophyta, Magnoliopsida, Asterales, Asteraceae. The record is from RefSeq and is a predicted model, not a curated record. Gene Ontology annotation, molecular function: protein binding.
AUGUCAGUCCAUGGUGCCAACCACCACCACAGGCGGCAGCUUUUGGAAGAUGGAGAAGGAGACUCUAGUCUUGUCCUUGAUCCAUCUCUAAAUUUCGAAAAUGUACGAAUGAAAAACGCCUACAUUGCUUUACAAGCAUGGAAAGCAGUCAUCGUAUCCGACCCACAUGGAGUAACCGAUACCUGGGUUGGAUCGGACGUCUGUAAUUACGAGGGUGUGUUUUGUUACCAAUCACCCGACAACCCUCAAGAACGCACGGUGGCUGGAAUCGACCUUAACCACCAAGAUAUAGCCGGAAAACUCCCUGAACUCCUUGGAUUAUUAUUCGAUCUCGGUCUUUUUCACAUUAAUUCUAAUCGAUUUUGUGGGACCCUCCCGCGUAGUUUUGUGAAUUUCAAGAUACUUUCCGAACUCGAUCUUAGCAAUAACCGGUUUGCAGGAAACUUUCCAGAUUUUCUAUUGGAACUACCGAAUCUCAAAUAUCUUGAUAUUCGGUUUAACGAGUUCGAAGGUAAACUUCCUAAAAAGCUUUUCAACAAGAAUCUUGAUGCGAUUCUUGUAAAUAAUAAUCGGUUUUCUUCGGUUAUACCGGAAGAGAUUGGGAAUUCACCAGCCUCAGUGAUCGUUCUUGCAAACAACAAGUUUUCGGGAUGUAUUCCAGAGAGUAUAACGAAAAUGACUGAGAGAUUGGAGGAGUUGAUCUUAACAAACAAUGGGUUUGAGUCUUGUAUGCCUGAAAGCAUUGGUGAUAUGAAGAAUUUGACAGUGUUGGAUGUGAGUGGUAACAGGAUAAAAGGGGAGUUGCCUGAGAGUAUGGGAGAAAUGGAAAGUUUGGAGGUUUGGAAUGUGGCUCAUAAUAUGUUAUCGGGAAAGAUUCCGGCGCGUUUGUGUAUGCUUCCUAAUUUGGAGAGCAUUGAUUAUGAAUAUAACUUUUUUGUGAAUCAAACAGAAAAUUGUUUGAAUUUUGUGGAUUUUGAUGAUAGAAGGAAUUGUUUUAAAGAUAGACCGGAGCAGAGAACAAAAUCACAGUGUAAGAAUUUCUUGGCUCGGUCGCUUGAUUGUAGUGCUUUUGGGUGUGGGCAGCCUCCGGAGCUUCCACCACCAGCAUUGCCAGUUGCUCCGCCACUAUCACCACCACCUUCAACCCCUGCGCCAUCACCUUCAUCUUCAUCUCCACCACCGUCGUCACCUCCACCACCCUUACCAGCACCAUCUCCAUCGUCAUUACCACCACCGCCACCGCCAUCACCUUCAUCUCCACCACCUUUGCUAGCCCCAUCACCUUCACCAAUACCACCACCAACGCCAUCACCUUCACCAAUAGAGCCACCAUUGCCACAACCUCCAAGUUCAUCAUGUCCCAGUCAAUCACCGACUCCUUUUACUUGUCCACCUUGUCCAGUAUGUGACCAGAAACCACCAUCGUCAUCAUCAGCGUCACCAAGUAACCAACAAGAAGCUCCAGAAUCUACACCACCAUAUACGUCUUAA